This is a messenger RNA of Truncatella angustata, 333 nucleotides long. RefSeq lists its product as uncharacterized. The transcript has 3 exons. Gene Ontology annotation, cellular component: endoplasmic reticulum. The coding region runs from base 1 to 333 and encodes 110 amino acids. The record is from RefSeq and is a predicted model, not a curated record. Lineage: Eukaryota; Fungi; Ascomycota; Sordariomycetes; Amphisphaeriales; Sporocadaceae.
AUGGCCCAAACACCUCAGCAACGCCGCGCCAACGAGAAGUUCGCCAAGGACCAGAACGCCCGCCGCGGCAAGUCCGAGGCUGAGAGGCAGGUGCGAACAAAGCAGGUCCAGAAGGCCCCUAUUUCCCCCCUCUGGCUCGCGCGUUUUCUGGCGAUAGACCGGCGACCGGGAGAACGAGGAAGAGAGGGAAGAGAGAAAGACACUAUAUACAAUAUGUUGGGCGUGCAGCCACCAAAAAAAAGGAACCCCCCAGACAACCACGGCCUGGUAGAAGGGGAGCAGCAGAAGAAGGCAAAUGUGCGCCCAGCAGCCCUGCGGAAAGGGGCUCGGUAG